GUAACCUUAUUGUUGCUGUUUUCACGCGGCGAGGUUGGCGCUUCCACUGCAUCACUUUCCAACUUAGUGGACUGCAUCCUGUGCUAAAACCAGAUUUGAAACAGCCAUGAACCAGGUGAAUUUAUUAACGAGCUUCUCCACUGGAUGGUGACGCUUUACCUGCAACCAUGAGUGGUUCCAAGCCAGACAUUCUAUGGUCACCACAUCACGUGGAUCGAUAUGUGAUCUGUGACUCUGAACUCAGUUUGUACCGCAUCGGAUCUAUUGGGAGUGCCGAGCCGAAGGCAGGAACGUUACCGCUAUCCCAGGAAACAGCGGCGACACUCUUAGCCAUCAACUCGGACACCCCGUACAUGAAAUGUGUGGCCUGGUACCCCAAGCAUGAACCCGAGUGUCUUCUGGCCGUGGGCCAAGCCAAUGGGAGAGUGGUUCUGACCAGCCUCGGCCAGAGCCCCAACUCCAAGUGUAAGGAGCUGAUGGGGAGGGAGUUUGUUCCCAAGCAUGCGCGGCAGUGCAACACACUAGCCUGGAACCCCUGGGACAGUAACUGGCUGGCCGCUGGCCUGGACAAACAUCGUGCCGACUUCUCUGUCCUCAUUUGGGACAUCAGCAGCAAGUAUGCGCCGGACAUUGCGGUCCCCAUGGAGAAGAUCCGUCUCUCGUCAGCAGGAGACACCGACUCGGGCUUGGUGGUGACUAAGCCUCUUUAUGAACUGGGCCAGAAUGAUGCGUGCCUCUCUCUGUGCUGGCUCCCGCGUGACCAGAAGCUGCUGCUGGCCGGCAUGCACCGCAACCUGGCCAUCUUCGACCUACGCAACACCAGCCAAAAGACCUUCGUCAACACCAAGGCCAUCCAGGGCGUGACGGUGGACCCGCACUUCCACGAGCGCGUGGCCUCCUUCUUUGAGGGCCAGGUGGCCAUCUGGGACCUGCGCAAGUUCGAGAAGCCCGUGCUGACGCUCACGGAGCAGCCCAAGCCGCUCACCAAGGUGGCGUGGUGCCCGACCCGCACGGGCCUGCUGGCCACGCUGACGCGCGACAGCAACGUUGUGCGGCUGUACGACAUGCAGCACGCGCCCACGCCCAUCGGCGACGAGACGGAGCCCACCAUCAUCGAGCGCAGCGUGCAGCCGUGCAGCGACAACAGCGUCAUCAGCAGCUUCGCCUGGCACCCGUCGGCCCAGAACCGCAUGGUGGUGGUGUCGCCCAACCGCGCCAUGACCGACUUCACCGUCUUCGAGCGCAUCUCACUGGCGUGGGGCUCCACCACCUCCCUGAUGUGGGCGUGCGGCCGCCACCUGUACGAGUGCGCUGAGGGCGAGGGCGCGGCGGAGAAGGACCGAGACAUCGCCACCAAGAUGAGGCAGCGGGCACAGAACGGCUACGGCCACGACACCGUGCAGGUGUGGAGGAACCACCUGCUGGCUGGAGGUGAUGACCCCCAGCUCAAGUCCCUGUGGUACACACUGUAUUUUAUGAAACAAUACACUGAAGACUUGGAGCAAAAGCAGCAGGGGCCCAAGCAGUCGCUGAUUUAUUCAGGCAUCAAGAACAUCGUCAAGUCUAGUUCAGGCACUACGGAAAACCGGCGCUGCUGGCGGGGCUCUGACCGGCAGACUGACGUGGCACGCUACCAGAGCGAGGAGCGCAGCCUGGCGCUGCGGCUGUGUGGCUGGAUCGGCCGCGGGCCUGAGGUGGACGUGGAGCCCUUCCUCAAGUCCCUGGAGCUGGAGGGGGAGUGGGAGCGCGCCGCCGCCGUGGCGCUCUUCAACCUGGACAUCCGUCGGGCCAUCCAGAUCCUCAACAAAGGGGCCUCCUCUGAGAAAGGGGACCUGAACUUGAAUGUGGUGGCCAUGGCCCUGUCCGGCUACACGGACGAGAAGAAAUCUCUGUGGAGGGAGAUGUGCAGCACGCUGAGGCUACAGCUCAAGAAGCCCUACCUGUGUGUGAUGUUCGCCUUCCUGACCAGCGAGCCAGGGGCCUAUGAUGGUGUACUGUAUGAGAGCAGCGUUGCAGUCAGAGACAGAGUGGCCUUUGCCUGUAUGUUCCUCAAUGACUCUCAGUUGCCACGGUACAUAGAUAAGCUGACCAAUGAGAUGAAGGAAGCGGGAAACCUGGAGGGCAUCCUGCUGACGGGGCUGACCAAAGAUGGAGUGGACCUGAUGGAGAGCUAUGUGGACCGCACUGGAGACGUGCAGACGGCCAGCUUCUGCGUGCUCAUGGGUUCCCCAGGUGAUGUGGUGAAGGACACUCGGGUCCAGUGCUGGAUCGAAAACUACCGGAACCUUCUGGACGCCUGGAGAUUUUGGCAUAAGAGGGCCGAGUUUGACAUUCACCGGAGCAAGCUGGAUCCCAGCUCAAAGCCUCUUGCUCAGGUGUUUGUGAGCUGUAACUUCUGCGGGAAGUCCAUCUCGUACAGCUGCGCAGCCAUGCCCCACCAGGGCCGCGGCUUCAGCCAGUACGGCGUCAGCGGCUCCCCCACCAAGUCCAAGGUCACCAGCUGCCCCGGCUGCCGCAAGCCCCUGCCCCGAUGUGCCCUCUGCCUCAUGAACAUGGGCACACCUGUGUCCAGCUGCCCUGGUUCUGGGAAGAUGGAUGAGAAGGUGGACCUCACCAGGGAUAAGAAGCUGGCCCAGUUUAAUAACUGGUUCACAUGGUGCCAUAACUGUCGCCAUGGCGGCCACGCAGGCCACAUGCUGAGUUGGUUCAGAGACCACAGUGAAUGCCCAGUCUCGGCAUGCACCUGCAAAUGCAUGCAGCUGGACACUACAGGGAACCUCGUGCCUUCGGAUAGCUCUUAGACGCUGUGCUGUUCGAGUACACACACACACACACUCACUCAGAUGGAACAUGGACUUACUGUCUGUGACUGCAACAGAAGCAACAAAAAGCACUUUUAAGCCUGCAAUGAGGUGGUAGGUAGUUGCAUACACAGCAGACUAAUAAAAUCUUGAGUUUCUGCCUUGGUUUGUGAGUUUUACAGUUGCCUGUGACUUAGUGCUUUUAGUGUUUCGUCUUACAUGCUUGUUUGUGAAGUUUUGAGAAUGUUUGCUUGACACUGUGUAGGGUGCUGGUAGACAGAAUGUGUAAAGUAUUCAGCAAGACAAGUCCGUUUUAGUUUUGCUGAAAACUGAGGGGUUGUUUUAGCAUACUUUAGACUGCUGAAGAGGGCUCUGUGAGUGCUGAAGGUUCAUUAGAGAAUGUAGCACAUUUUUCCAGUUGACAUUGAAACAAUCAGGCAAGCUCUACCUCUUCCCACUGUGGCAUGUUUUGAUAUAUUUAUUCGUUUCGGUGCAAUAUCCACUGUAUCAAAACACAUACACCAGCAUUUUGCAUCAACAAAAUAAGAUAUUUUGGAUGCACUCUUUUUUGGUGCAGUUCCAUUGUGAAGCACUAGGGGGGGGGGUGUUCAUCACAACCUCAUGUAUGUGAUUUCUGUUUGCACCUGCCACUGGAAAUGCCACAAAACAAUGGAGGUUACAGAUCUUUAUGUAGAUUAAGUGCAAGACAAUGAAUGAAAGGUGAAAAGUCCUUUUCAAUAAAUAUUCUGAAGGAUGACUAUUUCACUGUCACAAACACAAAUGAAUGGUUGUGACAUCUUAACUAAAACAAAGGUUUAAACAGUAAGACAAAUGCACCAUCAUGCCAGAAGGAAGUUCAAGGUCUCUACAUGUAAAAUAAACACAAUUUCAGCUAACAGUUCA
Alosa alosa (allis shad) is the source of this 3704-nucleotide messenger RNA. It is a transcript of the gene mios, whose product is annotated as missing oocyte, meiosis regulator, homolog (Drosophila). The transcript has 11 exons. Lineage: Eukaryota; Metazoa; Chordata; Actinopteri; Clupeiformes; Clupeidae. Gene Ontology annotation, biological process: positive regulation of TORC1 signaling; cellular response to amino acid starvation. Gene Ontology annotation, cellular component: cytoplasm. Gene Ontology annotation, molecular function: protein binding. The coding region runs from base 168 to 2801 and encodes 877 amino acids. The record is from RefSeq and is a predicted model, not a curated record.